This is a messenger RNA of Cuscuta campestris, 844 nucleotides long. NCBI's taxonomy places the organism in Eukaryota, Viridiplantae, Streptophyta, Magnoliopsida, Solanales, Convolvulaceae. The record is from the annotation of a GenBank genome assembly.
AGUAAAAAGUAAAAAAGAAAAAAAGGGAAAAAAGAGAGAUGGGGAGGGGGAGGAUAGAGAUAAAGAGGAUAGAGAACUCAAGCAACAGGCAGGUGACAUUCUCCAAGAGGAGAAAUGGGAUGCUCAAGAAAGCCAAGGAGAUCAGCGUCCUCUGCGACGCCCGCGUCUCCGUCGUCAUCUUCGGCAACUCCGGCAAGAUGCACGAGUUCUCCAGCUCCCCGGUUGUGGAGAUUCUGGAUCAGUACCACAAGCUGACUGGAAAAAGAUUGUGGGAUGCUAAGCAUGAGGAUCUGGAGAAUGAAAUCAAUAGAGUCAAGAAAGAGAAUGACAACAUGCAAGUUGAGCUAAGGCACCUGAAGGGAGAAGACAUUUCAUCUCUGAGCUACAGAGAGCUUAUGUACUUGGAGGAUUCCCUUCAAAAUGGCCAAAGGAUCAUCUCUGAGAAACAGAUGGAGGUUUGGAGGAGCAUUACAAAACGAAUUCAAGGUGCUGGAGAAGAGAAUGAACAUCUUAGAUACCGGAUGAGACAACUGGAGAUUGCGGAGAUGAACCGGAACAUGGGAGAGAUAGGCGGCGGCGGCGGCAGUGGCGGGGGUGGAGAAGUGUUCAACCACCACCAGGAGAGAGAUCAUCAAGGCGGCGGCGGGGGCGGCGAUCAUCAUCAGAUGCUGCCAUUCACCUUCUGUGUGCAACCCAUGCAGCCCAAUCUGCAUGACCACCACCCAUCCACCAUUCUUCAUAAUUAAUUAAUCAUCCAUCCAUGCACCGUUUUUAUUCAUCUUUAAUUACUCUUUCACUUUCUUUUCUUCUUUUUUUUUUAAAAAAAUAAGUUUACUCAAUCACU